UCAUCACACACACGUCACACACAACACGACGGAGUUCUUCCUCUGGGUUGGAGUUGGACCAAUCGACCACCGACCAGUUCAGAUCAGAUCAGGCGGACUCUAGGACGUGUGUGGUACAUGGCUCCUGAGCCUCCGCGCGAACCCGAGUAACCCGAAGGCCGAAGAAGAUUAUACAAAAUCUUUUCAGUUUUUCCCUAAAUUUCAAAACAAAAAGCAACAAAACAAAAAGUCGUCAAUGUUUAUAUAAGAAAGCAAAAAAAAAACGCCAUACAAAUUUGAAUUUUUGAAUCUGGUUAAAAAUUACCACAUCGCGCAAGCAAGCCAACAACAAGCGAAAAUCAAAACAAAAAAAAACACGGAGUAAAUUGAAACAGCCCGAAAAAAAUUUCUUCGUUCAGAGUGUGAGUGUCAUACAACAAAAAAAAAAAAUUAGAAUGAAAUAAUUACACCAAAACGGCGGACCAUAUCAACGUUUGUUGUCGUCCAGCGAAGAAUUGAAAGUCAGCGAAAAAAAAGAAAAAUUAGUGGGAGGAGUGUGCUCCAAGACCAGCCAAUCAACAAGGAUGAAAGUGUUGUGGUUGUUGCUGUUACUGUUGCCAUCGUACCCGUUAUCGAUCACGCGAUCAUCGCCAGUAGUACUAGCCGCCGCUGCUGCUGCUGCUGCACCUCAUCAAUCUCCGAUCGAAAGCAGCGCGAAAAGUGCAGAAGCAAGUGAUGCUGCACUGCGUGAUUGAAUAGAACAAGAAGAAUUACAACAAACAAGAAAUCGCGAAACAAAAAAAAGCAAGAACGAUCCGUGACGGUUUGUGACAUGUUGUGAGAAAGCUCCGCCAACUCUGCUCGGGCUACGAUUCGAUUCUUCGAUUACUCAGCUGGAUUACUAUCAAGUUUUUCUUUUCGGUCGCCAGCUCCUCCUCCUCCCACUGUUCGCUCCUCGGGGGGCGGCCAGAGCAGGGCGCAAACAAAAGUGCACCAGCAAAACAACAAACAAAACAAUGUGCGUGUGAAAUGAUGAGACAAGUUCAGUGACUUUUUUGUGACACCGCCCCCUUCAGCGAAAACAAAAGCAAACAAAAAAAAAUCUACCGUGACUUUUCUCCGGUGUUACACCGCGAUCAGUGCGUGCGUGCGUGCGUUUUAGGGGUCCCGUUUUUCGGUGCGGGCGUGUGUGUGUGUGUGCGUGCGCGUUUCCUCGUCGGUUUUUGGACUUUUCUUCGCGGACGUCGGACGCUAGUGAGUGAACUGAACAGCGAAGCUGUUACGUGCGUGAGGCACCCCUGGUGCAGUGAUCGAAGUGCGUGCGUGCCUGCCCGUGUUUUCGUGUGCCGUGCGUACCGCUUACAGGCACAGGGUGUGAUCUUCUAAGCCGGUCUGCGCGUUCUGGACGGCUUACAGACAACAAUCUCCAAACAAACGAAGCCCGAACCUUUAUGGAGUGCUGGACGGGUGACGCCCGCUUGGCGAGAUUUUGCGAUUAAGCAGCGUAAGCUGUCACCGACAUGGGCAGUGAGCAUUACUGCUUGAGGUGGAACAAUCAUCAAUCCAACCUGUUAGGGGUGUUUAACCAAUUGCUGCAGGACGAGAGUCUGGUGGACGUAACACUAGCUUGCUCAGAGGGCGCCUCCAUCCGAGCCCACAAGGUUGUUCUCUCGGCCUGUUCCUCGUACUUCCAGACGCUGUUUCUCACCCAUCCCGGGCGGCAUCCGAUCGUGAUCCUGAAGGACGUCCGCUUCGCCGAGCUCCGCACGCUGGUCGACUUCAUGUACAAGGGCGAGGUGAAUGUCGAAUACUGCCAGCUGUCGGAGCUGCUCAAAACCGCCGAAUCGCUAAAGGUUAAAGGUCUGGCAGAGAUGACCAACCAGAACACGACGCUGACCGAGCCAAAGCGCGAACCGGACCGUCUGAGGCCCCACAGCCAUAGCAGUGCCCAUGCAACGGCAGCGGCCACCGCAACCGCCGCCACCAGUCUGACAACCGCUUCCUCACCGUCGUCGGUGCCGGCCGCGACUACCGCCGGCAGUGCCGCAGCCGUUUCACCGCAUCACCAUCAACAUUCGCAGCAUCACCACCCCUCGCUCGGUUCCCCCACCAGCAAUGCUGCGACCGUGGCAGCGGUGGCCGCCUCCCUCGGUAUCACCGAUCUGUCCACGAUAUCGUCGAAAUCCCGCGGGCUGGAUCCGGACGGAAGAAGUCCUUCGCCAACCCGACUGGAUCCGCCUUCGCCACCUGCUGCUCCUCUAGCACUGUAUCCUCCCCUUAGGAAAAAUCGUGAUCAUACGCAUAGCGGUUCUGUAUCCUCAACAGCAACUACGACCAUCACAACGGCAACCGGAGCGGAACGUUCCUCCGAGGAACGGGACAUCGCCGAUCACCACAAAAGACCCCCGUCGAACAAUGGCAAUGCCUUCAGCAGCAGCAGUAGCAGCUUAGCCCUCAACAGUCUGAACAGCACCGUCGAAGGACUGAGCAACGCCAACAAUGACAGCGGGAAUGAUGACGAUGACGACGACGAUGAUGACGAGGACAAUGAGGAGAACGGAAAUCUUAUGUCGCACGAACCGGGAACAGCGGGAAGUAACGAGCAGGAUCAGCUACUGCAACAUUGUCGCCGGCAGCGGUCCAGUGUGGACGAGGACGCAGGUCGACGCAGCAAUUCCGCCGCCAUCGUUAACGCCAAUCUUAUCAACAACAACAACAACAACAACAUGAGCAUGAACACCUCGGAUGAUGAGUACGAACCGCCGAUCAAGAUCAAGAGUGAAGUCGAAUUUUCCCCCCUCUCAGGACUAAACAUGACCAUCAACUCGCCCGCGUGCCUAGCAAACUCGACCAGCACCGGUGGCCUGGUGAAUUCGUCCGUUCUCGGCGAUCUGAGGCCUUCGUCGCGCGACAGUGGCGGCGGAGGUCGGGGUGGCGGAACACCAGUGGCGUGCAGUUCGACUACGACAACGGCUAACAGUGUUUCGGGUGGUAACGGAAGUGCUCUUGGACUGGAUCGUAGCUCACCGCGAUCCCUGCGGGAUCGAAGCGAGCGGAGUACUUUCGGCAGUGGCGGUAUUCCGAGUCCACUCUCGGAGCCCAUCGCUGGACCAUCGGGGAUGGGACCGGUGCAGCAGGUUCCACUGUCUUUGAAGAAAGAGAUCGACUGGGACCGGGGGGACGACAAGUCGUCCGGUGACAGUUCCUUGGAUUUCCGGCACCCGCACGAUUCGGAAGCAUCAGAACCGCAUGCCGCCAGCGGCAGUGUCGUUGGCGGUGGUCUUUGUCCGAGCGGUCUCGGCGGGCCACCGCUGGGGCUCAGUAGUGGUGGUGGUGGUGUUGUCGGAGGAGGAGGAGGCGGAGGAGGAGUCAGUGGCGGCAUUGUUGGCGGUGGUAUGGGUCCGGAUCAGGUGCCGGGUGGCGGUGGUCCUGGUCCAAUCUAUCCGUGCAUGUACUGCGGGGCCCAGUUUCCGCACCAGAGUAAACUGACCCGGCACAUACUAUCGCAUUCGCUGGAAACGCUCAAAUACCGCGAAACAGCCCACCUUAUACAUCCGUCGCGGCUGGCCCUGUUCCAGCAGCAACAUCACGAGUUGACCCAGGCACAGGCGCAGCACCAGCAGGCGGCGGCGGCAGCGGUAGCGGCCGCCUCGCUAGUGCAAUCCUCCCCUUCGCCGUCGCAGCUGACGUCGCCGCACUUUGCGCCCCAUCGGACGGGGCCACCACUCGAUCAGCUGCUAGAGCCCCCGGAUGGUGCGUCACCGAUGGAGCUCGAGUUUGCCGCCGCCGUCGCAGCGCAGGCCGCUGCGGUUGCCUCCGGCAAUGCGGCCGCCGCCGAUCAAGGCAACGUGGUGCUCUGUAAGUUCUGUGGUAAAAGUUUCCCCGACGUGUCUUCGCUCAUCACCCAUCUGCCGGUGCAUACCGGGGAUCGGCCGUUCAAGUGUGAGUUCUGCGGUAAGGCGUUCAAGCUAAGGCAUCACAUGAAGGACCACUGUCGGGUGCACACAGGCGAGCGACCGUUCCGGUGUGGGAUGUGCGGCAAGACGUUCUCCCGCUCGACGAUCCUGAAGGCGCACGAGAAAACUCACUACCCGAAGUACGUGCGGAAGUUCCUAUCGCCGUCACCGAUCGACGGGAAGGACGAAUCGCCCCAAUAGUGUGACGACCUGCACCUGCUGAACUUCCUCCUGCUCUACAACCUGCAGCAUCAUUGUGAUAUGUACGGCUUCACCUGAACGGCCUCACCCUCCCAGGAAUAAACCCGGAAUAAAUAGCAGACAAAAAAUCCGCGAUCAGAAACACAAACACACCUACGCAUAUAAAAUAAUCCCAAGCAGGACAGCAGAAGCAGAGCAGCAGUUGGCAGUGGCAAUAUAAUCGUGGGAAGCGACGCACAGUCAGGAGCAUCCGUACAACUAAAGGAACUUACAUGAAUAAGCAAGCCCCCUUCCUCCCGACAACAGAAGAAGCUAUUACAAAACUAAUAACCAAGCAUCUCCCUAUUAGAAUAUGUACCCCCUCACUCUCCCCACACAGACACUCAUAAACACUCACACGAACACUCAGAAGUGGACAUCCUCUCAGACAGCCCUCAAAAAUCGAAAGGAUGAACCGCGCCGAGUAAUGAAGCAAUAUAUAAAGUUUAAUUUUAUAUAUAAGUGCUAAUCUUGGAGCAAAGUUUAUACAGAAAACCACACAGAAAAAAACACACGUAUGUAAUUAAUAUUGGUGCUACUUAUACCAAUAAUAACUUCUUAACAGGUAAGGUGAAAAAGGUACCGAACAUACGCUGGACAUUAAUACACAUACAACACAAGACAAAGCAAAACAAAACGAGGAAACAAUAGAAUCAAGCAAACUAAAACAAAUCAAGAGAGAGAGAGGAUCACUGCUGACUGAUGUGUGUUCCGUCAAUUUCGGAGUGAAGUGGAGAAUUUAAAAAAUAUAAAAUACACACAUACACAAAACGAGCAAACACCAUUUUGUCGUCGAGGUCAAACUACAGAUAGGUCGAUCGGUAAUAAACGAGAUUGUUUGACCCCUCGCGAGUUGGUUCCGGUCCGACACAGAAACAAAUAACCGCGCGUCUCCAUUGCAACAGCUCGAUGGAGACACUCGGUGACCAACAACGCGCAGCAAAGAGCAGAGCAACUCGGCCCCGAAUCACUAUAAGCGUAAUUAAAUGGAGAAAAGACAUCUGUGAUCUUAUUGAAUAUUAAUUAAUUGAGUUAGUUAUUAAUUAUUGUCUAACCCAGAAACCGAAGCAACAGCAGCAGCAGAUGCGAUAGAGAAAGAGAGAGAGAGAGAAAACAAACGAACGGCGAAGCUGGGCUUGAUUUGCGUUUAAAUCGUCAAGCGCUCCAGUUUUCUUUCGCAUGUUUGACAGAGAGAAGAAAAAAUUGCCUUGUUUCAAACCGCGUGUGACCAUACAACAAUUUCCCCGAUUCGUACUCGCAUUAAUCAUCCUGUUUUAGUGCUCUUGUUUACAAUUUCGUGUACAGAUUUUUGUUUUAAGUAAACCCAACAGAAAUCAAAAGCUAUUUUUCUUGUUAUCAGCUUAAGAAGAGACAGAUUUUUCAUAUACUUUUAGUUUCAGCGGACAGCAACACACACAUACACAAUAGAACCUUAACGACUAAAUACAGACACGAAAAUACAUACACACACACAGAGUGGAAAGGGAGACGAACAGCAAAAAUAAGCUGAAGGCGAUAUGAUAAAAUCGAUGAUUCGGUUCAAUUGUGAAAAAUGAAGAAAAAACAAACGAAGAAGCAUAACGUUCCUUAUUACCUUUAAUGAGUUUAGUUUUAGUGUUUGAAAAUUACCAUUUAGUAAGGUUCUUUGAAUAGUAGAACGCGAAGGGACAAACGCUGCGGAAGCGAACCAAGCCCGAAAGGGGCCAAAAUUCUUUCGAUUAAUUGCUUUGCGAAAGAGUCCUCAAUGGACACAUAGUCUAGAGAAUUUCAACAGCAAAAAUAAUCUGUUCUUUCUAAAACAAGCUGCAUAAAAAAAGAGAAGAACAAACAGCAGCAAAAUCAUUAACAAUUUAGAUCUAAAGCAAAAAAAACGUCUGUAAUCAGCGUGACAGAAAAGAUAGUAGAAAUUUAGGCGAAAUUAACUCUAGUUGCAUAUCAUAAGAAAAGUAAUCACCAUUAAAAAACAAACAAAACACAUUCACACAUACAUGCACAUACACAUACACACAAGCAAACACAUGUACACCCACAUUUGAUUCCAUCGAGGCAAUCAAACCCUACUGCGUAAGCAAAAAAAACUAAAAUAAUGUUAUUUUUGGUUAGAAUCUUUUAGGCAAGCGAAUGCAAGCGACUUCCCCGUUCAAAUCGAAGGUGGAGGAGAUAAUCAAAAUUGACUGUUUCGGCCCCCCCGCACGCGACCUUCCCCCAUUUUUUCGAGUCACUAAAAAGGGCACGACAAACGAAAAAGUGUCGCGCCAUAUUUAGGUAACGUAAACCAAAGUUCAAAAUUAUCGUUUCGGCAAAUUAAGAGAACGUGUUGUGAUAUUCAAGUGAAAUGGAGAAGAAGAAAAAACCUAAACUAAAACAAAAAAGCUAAACUAAAAAGCCUAGUUCAAAUUUACGUUGUUAAGUUACGGAGAUUCAAUUCUCUUUCUCUAGUAUUUGUUGAUUAAGAUUAGUUAAAAGCGUAAACACACAAAAAUCUAAUUGGCGACUUUUUAACACGAACACAGAAAAAACAAAAACACUGCAAGCGUUGCUUGAGGGAAAAACAAAAACGAAAGGGAAAAAAUCAGCGCUUAUUUUCCGAUAAAAAAAAAACUUUAUUCUAAUGAUUUGUUGCGUAACCAUUGGCUGUGAUUAAAAUGAACAAUUUACGUUUUAUCUUGUGUGGCACACAGGAACGAAAAAUCAUUAAUAUUAAGUAACUUAAUUAUAGGAACAGCGAAUUGGCAAAACAAGCGCACCAGGCGUGUUUUUUUUUUCGAAACCUCAUGGAUCUCAAAAUUCUAAAUGUGAUUAAGCUUUGUUUCUAGCUAUUACUACUACUACUACUACUAAUACGACUAGUAGUAGUAGUGCCACUCAAAAAACCAAUGCCAACCCAAGCUAGAGAUUAAAUUUUUUUUUGUUUUUGUCAAAAUUAUUUUGGUUUUUCCUUCCAAAUCGUACAAAUUAAAUCCAAAAUUUUAGGCUUAACAAAUACGGACUGUAUCGAAAUUUAUUUACCGUAAUUGAGUUAUUUAAUAUCUAGUGUGAAAAAAAAUUAAUAUUAAACAAAAUUAAGAACCAAAAAACAGAAAAACAACGCAAGGUCAAAGACAAGAAAAAGCACAAACACGCAACGCGUAAGUUCUCCUCCACUUUUAAGACGAAGAAAAAAAAGCGAGUUAAGAAAACUGUUUCGAAUAGAACGGAAAAUCUUCUGACGAACUAACUACUAAAACUAAGUAAAAAGGCAAAAUUCUCAAUUUUGGAUUGACGGUACAGCUGUAGCAGCGGCAACAGUAGCAGGGUAGGGAAUAGAUUUAACUCACAACAACAGAAGGAGGAAAGUGGAAAUCGAACGCCGAUUUCCGGAUCGUACAUUCCAGUUUUAGGACAGACACCGAGCUUCAAACAUGAACAUAACUACACACACACACACACACACACACACAAAUUCACACACAUACAAACAGAGGAAAUUUCAAUUUAGUUCAAGGUCUUAUUUUUUCCAUAAGUUAGCUUCUGUCAUUUUUUACGUCGGAGUAAAAAAUUUAAAUUCACAGAGUACCGCAAGGAAGUAAAUUGGGGUCGAUUGUGUUUAGAUAGAAGAAAUAUUCUUCCAUAUUAAUUACAAUACUUAGCAGUCUACUUUCGAAGUACUCUAGUUUCGUUUCGAAAGUUGGAGAAUUUUCAAAGCUACUCUCGCUUCGUAAAACAGUUUCAGAGUAGUUUCCAUGAGGGAAAAAAUAAUUUCUUUAUGCCGAGUGAGAGUAAAUUAUUGCAAUUUCCUAAUCGGUGAAAAUUAAUAGAUGACGUGUUGCUCAGCUACGAAACAUUUUUCAACCAUUUCUCACAAGUAUUCAAAUUGAUUAAAUUUAAAAAUGGGAGCAUUUUCGUGAGAUCAAAAAAUUAUCCUUUUGAAAAAAUGGCUCAAAAAAUUUCAGCCAAAUUCAAAACGAUUUCGUGUGUCUCCACACAAAUUAGAAACUCAAUUAAAUGAGUAAAACUAGUGUUUCAUAGUGAAGUUGUUUUUUUUUUAAACUGUCUCAUACAUUUUUUUUUUCAAAUAAUUGGACAACCCUAAGGAACUUCACGUUUGAUAAAUCGAAGCAUCGAAAAUUGUAAUUUUUCGAUGAUAUAAAAUAGGUUUUCAGUUGAAAUCGAAGUAAAAAAUUAAAAUGAAAUGCAUUACUAAAUCAAACUGAAACAGACCUACCUGUUUUGAAUAAACAUGGGCAAACCUGUGGAAGAUCAGAGAAGGGCAAAUUAGAAACAGGUACUCAAAAAAAGGUCUAUUUUUUGUCCAGCUUUGUCUAGCUUUGACUAGUGAAUAGGCCAUUCUGGAGUUAUGUCUGUUAGCAAAGUAACAUUUUUUUUAAAUCGAGCAACUUGACAUCCUUGAGAAGGCCUACACCAAAAAGAUCGAAACGUUGAUAACUAUAUUUUUUUUUUCAAUUCAUCACAACUGCCAUGCUUUAAAGGUGAACUCUUUUUCAAGUAACAAUUUACGUUUUACAAUAUCGGCCUAAAGCUUUCUUUAAUCCCUUUUUGCUCUUGUAAUACGAACCACUGUUGGUUGGUGAGAUAUUUUAUAAUAAUUUUUUUUAUUGAUACAGUGUAAUCUUACAAUAUUUUUUUGUGGAUCAGAAAAACUGACCAUAAUAGAUUUAAAAAAAAAAUAUUUAGAUUUUUAAUGGGGGUACAAACUUGCGUCUACAAGAGUUGAACCUUAACUAUGCAGCUUAAAAAUUUACUAUGGCCUGCUUUAAUCAGGCGGCGUAAUUUAGUAUUGUAUAAUUUUUGAAAUUAUUUGAUUGAAAUUAUUUCAAAUAAUAUCGAUAAUAACCGACGUUUCGGCCAAUUUGAACUGGCUUUCCCGGGGGAUAUCGGUAAUCGAAUUUGGGUAAUAAAAACUCUUUGCCACCACUUAUUAAUUACCAAAAGCAAUUUUUAGAAGAAUGAUCAGAAUGACAACAAACGAAUUAAUUAUUUGAAUAAUUUAUUUAGUGAACUUUUCAAAGAUAAUAAAUGAUGUUUUCAAUGUGCUGCGAAAAUAAAUAAAAAUUAAUAAAAAUAAAUAAUAAUUAACAAUAAUUAUUUAAUUUUGGUGGCCUUUUUCAGGUUGUUGAAUAGUCGUUUAAAGGGGCUGUUAACGGUUUUUUGGCUCCCCGAAACUAUAUUGAAUUUAUGAUUCCUUUAUAGUUAUUGGAUGUCUAAAAUUGAAUAAAGCACAAAAUUAUUUUAAAUUGAAAUGUUAAAAACUGACUAACGUUUCGACCAGGUUUAGGUGGCUUUCCUGAGGAGUAUCGACUAUUGUUUUUGAGUAAAAUUCACAAAAUUCCGGGAACAUCUCCGGAUUGAUUUAAGAUGUUUUUUUGCGAAAUCGCAGCGUGUUCAUGCUUCCAAAACUUCUAUGGAUUUGAUUAUCCCACUAGAACUUAUUGAAAGGGCUCAGUAACCCGUAUUUAAAAACUCAGUUCUGGAAUUCUUCCCAUAAAGUUUUUUUUUCCAUGAAAACGCAGGACAGCCCUGAGGAAGUUUGCACUAGAAAAGAACGAAACGUCAAAAAAAUGUACAACCAGCGUAUAUUAUUAGCAUUUUGCUACGUUCUUAAAACAGGCAUAAAACUAAUACAAGCCGUGAUAAUUCGAUUCAAUAACUCAUAAAUAACAAAUUAUUCCAAGUGAAACCAAGUAAAGUCAACUAAAAAAACUUGAAACGGUAAUUUUAAUGGACUCUUCCAGGUUGUUGAUUGAUCGUUUAAACGGACUGUUAACUCCUAAACCUCUUUGGAAUUGAUCAUCCCACUAGAACUUAUUGAAAGGGCUCAAUUACCCGUUUCGGAAUUCUUUCAAUGAGGUUAUUUUUUUCACGAAAACCUAGGACAACCCUGGGGAAGUUGCACUAGAAAAGAACGAAACUUCAAAAAAAUGUACAACCUGCAUAUAUUAUCAACAUUUUUAUAUGUUCUCAAAACACACAUUAAACUAAUACAAACCGUGAAAAUUUCACCGCAAAGGCUUAAAAAUUUACGAAGGCUUCCCCUAAUCGGGCAAUUCAAUUUUUAUUGUGCAACUAUUUUGCCAUAAUUGAUUCAAUAACUGAUGAAUAACAAAUUAUUUCAAGUGAAACCAAGUGAAUCUGCUGACGUUUCGACCAGUUUGAGCUGGCUUUCCUGAAAGGUUAUGAUGAAAACUUUAUGCCACUAUAUAAAUUUUCUAGAAAUCAAUGUCAGAAUUUUUUUUUUACGGUUUCCAGAUGCUGCGAAUAGCGUUAGUGCUCCAAAAAUUUCGAUAUAAAAGGACUUAUUAAAUGACGUCAAAUUUUGAACUUCAAACAUUUACUACAAUUUGUUGGUUAGCUACCCGGGUUAUUCCUGGAAUUGUAAUUUAAUUACUCAGUAUUCAAAAAAAAUGUAUUGGAAAAAACCAAAGUGAAAUCGACUAAAAAAACUUAAAACGUUAGAAAUUUAGUUAACGUUCCUUGGAUUUUUUUCAAUCAAAAAUAUAAUUUCUGAUUUUUUUAUUAAAAUAAAAACUAGAAGGCAAUAGAACAAUUAAAAAUAAAUACUUCAAAGAAAUACAGUUUUUCACGUCUCGCUUUAUCAACGCGAAAAGUAUAAUCCAGCAAAACAGACGCUAUGGUUGGCUUGCAAGUGAAAGUUUCAAUGCUUUGUGACAAAAAUUGCAAUCUUAUCUUAUCCUGAGGAAGUCUACCGUAAAGAGGUUGAAACGUUAAAAAAUCUAUUAUUUCUGCGUCUUCGAGCUUUUGAUUUUAUUCACAUUAUUCAGAAGACUUUUUUAAAAACAAUUUGAAAGCAAUCAACAGUUUUAGCCUGAUUUUAACCCUAGAGAAAUCGACUGUCAAAAGCUCAUCACGUUGAUUUUUUUUUUUGCUUUAUAUUCCCGUAGAAAAUAUUGAAUGCGGUUUUCAAAGGUAAAAUAACUUACUUUUUUUCAUUAAAAUCAAAAGAUUUGAAAAUUAGAUGAAAAGAAAAACAAAUUAUUGAGAAGCACUUUAAAGAUAUACGAUUUUUCAAUACAAUGAAAAAUGCUGCAAGUAAACCAACCCUGAGAAAGUCUACCAUGCAAAGGUCGAAACGUAGACAACUAUGAUUUUUCUUCUCCUAUUUGCCACUUGAAGCUUAUAGAUAGUAAAUUACUUGAGUAAUAAAUCAUCUCUAAUGACUCAUUGAAGCAGCCUUCAUUGAGUCAUGAGGUAUGAUUUCUAUCUUGAAAAAUAAUUUACUUGAAUAUAAUAUUUCUUGAGACUUUCCUCAUUCUGAAUAUGUUCUAAAGCCUCAAGUUCUGGAAUGUUGCUUGGGUUUUUGAUAUACUAAAAUUUUUAUGAGCUCCACCUCCUGCACUUGAAAACUUUCAAUAUUUGCUUGUGAAUCAGAAGAUUGUGUCCUCGUUGUGAGGAAUUCUACGUUGAAUGUUAAAUUAUCUUUUAAAAACGCUGGUUGAGUUCUUCACUAGCGGAAAACGUGCCGAUGUUCAAUUGAAAUGGAAUUGGAAUCCAGCAGUUCUAAAAAUAUAAAAGAUCUAAACAGAAAAAGCAUGUUUCUUUUUGUCAACGCAGAUCCUGCAAAACCGUCGUCAGGAUUCGCUUCGUUUUGCGAAAAAAAUUACAAGCUAUUAAAAUCGAGACAAUAACAAACCCUAGAGAAGUCUACCAUUAAAAGGUCAAAACGUUGGAAAAUGUGAUUUUUUCCUUCUAUAAAUCACCACUUCACUAAAAUUUUACUUCGGUUUAUUGUGUAUUGAAAUAUUUCUGAGCUCUACUUUCUUCAAAUUAACCCGCAUAGUAUAAACAAUUGCGGACUGAAGUAACAAACAACUGAAUAUUUUGUGGAAAAACAUUCAACAAAACAAAUAUUUUUUUAUAGAUCGAGUGAAAUUGAAAGAUUGAUUUCCCUAUUACUGCUUAAAAUCCAGAGGAAGUCUAUUGUAUCGUCCGGGGGGUUAAUGAAGUCAUAGAGAACUAAUCUUUGUCGGGAAGAUGCUCCUGACGAUAAUAGGACAAACCUGAUACCCGAUACCCUAUUUAAUAAUUCUGUUUUAAGUGAGUUACCAAUUUCUUGUUGAAAGACCUGUUAUAAAUUAUUGAUUAUUAAUUUGACUAGAAACUAGAAACCCUAAGCUAGAAACCCUGAGAAAGUCUACUGUAGAAAGCCAGAAACGUUGAAAGUGGAUUUUUUGAUAUGCAUUAUGUUCUAGAAAACAUUGGUUUAUUAUUCUAUAAUAAAAAAUGUUUCAAAGAUUUUCAAUUGAAACAGGAAAGCCUGAUGAAAAUUGGAAAAAACAAAUUGAAAAAGCAGGUUUCUUUAUUGACAAAGAAAAAUCGUGCAGAACCCUCGUCAUAAAUGGCUUGCAAGUAGAAAUUUGCUUUGCUAUCUGGAGAAAAAUCGAGAAAAUAAAAACCCUGGGGAAGUCUGCCAGAAAAGAAUCGAAACGUCGAAAAUUGCGAUGUUUUUUUUUUAAUACAACCACACUUAGAUUGCUCCAAUGGACGGUUUCUCAUCCAAGCAACGAUUUGUUUUUUUUUUAUAUUUGACUUGAUUUAAGACUCUCCUUAUACUGGAUUUUGUUCUUACGUCUUAAAUUUUGGAAUGUUGCUAGGGUUUAUUAUAUACCGAUACAUUCCUGAACUCUUGCUUCUUUUCAUCUACUGGCAAAGUACAAAUAACAGCAAUGUCAAAAUUGUUUUGCCUUGUGAAAAAAAUGGAAGCUUUUAAAAUCGAGAAACUUGAAGACUUGUUGAAAACACUUAAUUUUUUCUUCUCUAAAUCACCACAAUUCAAUUGCAUCAGUGGAUCAUCAGGAAUGAUUUCUUGGUCAACUAACACAUCACGUUUAAUAUUGGACUUGACUUGAGAGUUUUUUCUCUAAUUGUGUUCUUACACCCUGAAUUGUUGCUUGAGUUUAUCGUUUACUGAAGCAUUUUUGAGCUUUCCUCCUUUCAAUCAUUACGCAAAGUGGACUGUGACUGUGUGACAACUGUCGAUCUUUUAAGGAUCUGACGAAUUUCUGCAGAACCGUCGUCGUAAGCCAGAAACUCGACAACCCUAAGGAAGUCCACCAAUGAAGGAUCGAAACGUCAGAAACGUGGAUUUUCUUUCUCACACAACCACAUUUUGAUUGUUUGAAUGUGUCAUUGGAAAUGAGUUCUUUUCCAAGUUUUGACAAUCGACAAAUAUGACUUACAUAGAAAGGUCAAACAGAAAGGUGAUUUUUUCUUCUUCAAAUCAGCACCAUCUAAUUGACUUUGAUGAGUCAUCAUAAACUUCCGCAAGCCAUUAUCUAAGUUUCAAAUUCAACCAUAAUUUCUCCCCAGGUUGAUUGUGCUUUACACCUGUAUUCUGGAAUAAUGCUUGGAUUUGUUAUAUGCCAAAGUAUUCCGGGGCUGCUCCUUUUAAUAAAUUAGCAAAGUACAUGCAAAACUGCUAAUUCAAAUAAAAAAUAGCUCAUUUUUAGUAUUUUUUUUUUAACAAAAUAAACAAAGUUAUAAUAGAAGAAGUGGAAGCCUUCUCUUGUGAAAAAAAUGUAACCUUUUUUUGUACUGAACAUAAUGAGGAUUUUGUCAGUAUAAUGCUGAAAGUUAAAUUUUCUGCAAUAAAUUUUCCUUAAAAAAUUAGUUUGUUCCUUAACUAAUAAAAAAUAUGCUUAUUGAAAUUAAAAAUCUGCUGACAAUUGAAAGAGACAAAUUAAAAAGAAGAAAUUCUUUUUUUUUUUCAAUGUUAAUUAAAAUCCUGUAAAACCAUCGUCAUGAUUAGCUUGCAUGAAACAUUUGCUUCGUUUCUGAUCUCUUGCUUCUUCAAUUCUGCUGGCAAAAUACAAACAACUGCAGAUUGGUUGGUGCAAAAUUUGCUUUGCCUGGUGAAAAAAGUUACAAUCUUUUAGAGGCGCGAAACUUGAAAACCCUGAAGAAGCCUACCGUAAAAAGCUCGAAACGUUGAAAAAUGUUUUAUUUUUAUUUCUCUUCUCUUUAUCUUCUAUUUCUCAAGUAACAAGUUACGUCAAUAUUUUACUUGACUUUAGGCUACCCUGUAUUGAUUUCGUGCUUUCACAAUUCAAAAAUAUUGCUUGAGUUUAUUAUAGACUGACAAAUUUCUGUGCUCUUCUUUCAAGCAGAGGUCUAUUUAUCAAAUUUGACCUAAUGAUUAUUUAUUAUUUUGUUCCAAUUAAAUCGUUUCGAACUGUAGAACCUUGAGGAAGUCUGCUGUAGAAAAGUUGAAACGUCGAGUAACACAUGUUUGUGUAGAAGAAAGCUAAAUAAUUUUUGUGAUUCUGAAUAAGAGUAAAACUGGCCAGUGGAUAAGAAAAAGGAAAAACUAGUGAAGCUAUUUUUCAUAACUGAUCAGAAGCUAAUAAUUAUGCUUUAUUAAAACGUUAUUAAAAUUUCAAUUUUUUUUAUUCUAAACAUUAUCUUGUGAUGUUUUUCUUUUUUUUUUUUGGAAAAAGACUAGCAUAUAAUAAUGAAAGAUUAUGGUAAUUUUAUCUAAAUUCUGAAGAAUUCUUGAAUGGCAUUGUGAGCAUAUAUCGAUAAGAAUGUAGAAUUGAGGUGACUCUUGGAUCCCUGUCUCAGUACGAGCCUUGCCCAUCCAAUUUUUUUCGCGAUUUUAUCUAUAUUUUCAAGAAUAACUAGUUUGAAGCUCGGAUUUACGGAGAAAUCCGUGGUAAUCUCAAGAAUAGACAAACUUUCCCCAUCUAAAACGACCCUAGCGCAUUUCCUUGCGGAACGUUUUCAGAAUACCCUUGAAUUUUAACCGCUCAUUGAGCUUAAACCUCAAUAGAACUAUGAAUAACCGAUCAAACGAAGCUCCUCUAAUACACACAUACACACUCACACACUUCUACACGCACUCACCCCCACACCCACAGAAGAAGCGAAUGUGUUUUUCUGUUAACCUAACUUUAUACACACGUGUAAUCAAAAGAACGCAACCAAGCAAACAAAACAAGCAGCAAGCGAGAAAUAUUUCUAAAAUAUUUUGUUUACCAUAGCUGAAAGUUCCUUUUUGUUAAUUCUGUUGUUUAGUAUAAUUUUUAACUUAAAUUAUUACACUUUUUUUGUUUAUUUUUAUUGACCACACAUCCGUGGCGAGAACUUGAAUGUGCGCGAAUUUAAUCUACACUACACAACCACAACAGUAACAGUUUUCUUUUGCUAUUUGCGUAAAUCGCAAAAAAAAACAUUGAUUGAUUGAAAACAGAAUCAGCGCAGGCUCACGCAGUUUACAAAAUGGAAAUCCACCUGCGAAACAACGGAUGGAGAAAACAAAACAUAAAUAUAUAUUUAUUUUUCAUAUAUUUACAUGAUAAUUUCCGCAGAUUGGAUGUUACAAGCGACAAGGUCACGUGUUAGGCAGUAAGAAGAAUGAAGAUGCAGUUUUUGUUUUUCAUCUUAACACAAACAAACACGCAACACAUCCACAACACAUGCAAAAAAAAACACUUAACCGCAAACGCGAACGGAAAGUUAGAAGGCACGAAGACGAAAGGAAAUUGAGAAUUUUGUUUUACGAUAAAAACCCAGCAGCACACAGACAAACAGACAACAGAAGACACCCUGAGGUUUGAACUAAUAACAAUAUUACUAGUGUAGCGCAAGAUGGAAGGUUGCUUUAAGGAGUAAUUCCAUUUUGAUGAGAGUUUUUUUUCCGUGGACUCGCGUGUAAAAUAGACAUGAGGUAAUAUUAUUGGAGAAUCAAUUAUUAUUAUACUAUUCUAUAUAUAUACAUACAUAUACUUAGAAAAUAUUUUAGUACUAUUACAACAAUAAAUAUAAGCGCAAGGUAAGAAACAAAAAAAAAACAAUUAUAGCAAUAAUUAUCACUUAAAAAUAUCUUGCAAAUAAAAAGAAAAAAAAAUAAUUAAACCGUAGGAUGUAACAAUAAGAGCAUAGAACGUAUUUAUAUGGAAAAAAAUAUACCUUUUAUACGAAAGAAAGAAAAAAAAUCAGAAAAAAUGAACUUAUAUCAACACACACUUAAGAGAAGAAAACGAAAAUAGUUACAACACGGCGCAUACAGAGGAAGGAAUAUGUUUUAAGAAAAAAUAAAAAUACCCACACACAUAUACACACAGAAAACCAACACCACGCGAAACCAUGCACCUUCUCACCGCCAACAACAUCACGAGUUUCUCGUUUUUUUUUAGGCUGAAAAAUGCUCCCACUUUCGGCGAGACUUUAGGGCGUACAUUUUCGGCUUAUUCUCCUCGAAAUAAGAAGCAUACGCAAACACACACACACACUCAUACACAGAGAGACCGUAAAAACACGUAUCAAAGCAAGCCAUUGCUGCAGGUUUGCAACUAAAGGACAAAAAAAAACAUAUUUUUAUAAAGCAAAAAAAAACUAAGCAAAGGAAAUCCCGUUACACAUACUCACACAUGUUCUAUUGAUUAAAGAUUCAAACAAAAAAACUCAGCAUACACAUGAGAAAACACACACAUACACACAAACGCAAAUGUAGCUGCCAGCGGAAAUUCUUUUUGGACGAAGAAAAAUUCCGACUGUCGGCAACUUUGUAGCUUAGAGUGCCUCUAAAUAAAAGAAAAAAAAUGGAUGAAAAUAGAAACACGUUGACAUAAUUUUGAAACCAAUAUUACUACCAGAUAAAGAAAAUACUAAAUGUAGAGAAAGCAGAAACAUAGCAGAAGAGAAACAAAAACAUACAGAAAUCAUAGAUCAUAAGAUUGAUGAUGAUUUAUAUAUAUACAUAUAGAUAUGCAGCAGUCACACAAUAAGCAAAGCGAUAGUGAAAACGUUUGGAAUGACACAUACACACGCAGACACAGAAACACAUGUAGAAAGAGGAGAAAACAGUUCUUUGCGCGUCAUGCACUCACACUCACACUGACACAUUGUUGAAUGAAAAGCUGCAGAAAAAGCGAGCGAGAGAGAGAGAGCAAAAAAAUAAACAAAAAGAAACAACAUGCUUCAGCGUUAGAGCGACCCCCUGCUGUUUGAGUUGUCGCUUCUCUCGGUUGAUUACCUUCGUAUAAGAUAUGCAAGAAAAAAAAAUUACCUAUAGGUGAAGAAAAUUAAAAUAAUACACAAUAAUCUGUGAUUUUGAUAAUAACAAGAAGAAGAAGAACGCAAACAUUAAAAAAAAACCACACACAAGAGAGAUGUUUGGAGGAACUUUGGGCGGAAGCGAAAUUCGAAAUUUACCAAAAAAAAGGUUUUUGGAAACCACUACCAGUAUCAUAAGCAAAAAAAAAAACCAAUUGGCUGUAAUUCUUUAGGAACUGAACAAAAAACUGAUGGCGCUUAGUUUGGCAUUUAUACUUUCGGCAAACGAUACUAGUCAAAAUUCAAAAUUUACACCAAAAAUUUUCUAGCUUUAUUGUUAUUAUCAUAAUUAAGAGUUUGGUUCGAGUUAUCCUUUACACCGUUUUUUGGGCAAAUCGUGUAGAGAGACAAGCAAACAAAAAACCAUACGGAUACGUUACGAAAAAAAAAUAAAUUCUAGGAUGUAAAACAAUAAACAGUCAUAAAAUCUAUAAGUUAAGGCCCCCUGCGUUUAGAACAAACAAAAAAAUAAAUGAAAACAUAAAAUCUGAGUAACGAUUAGUUCGAUUUUGGAUGGCAUACAUAAGUAAGUGUAAAAAAAAACAAACAAACAUAUUUAAAAGUUGUAACGAAAGGAAAACAAAAACACGCAAUGCGACGACUGCACAGUAGGCGAGCGAACGAGCAGAAAACGAUGAAGAUCUUAGAAAACUAACAACAACAAAAAAUGACAACAAUUAGACACGUUUCUCGGUCAAGAAGUACGCAUGGGAUUCAACUCUCCUUUACACGCAUAUACAAACACACACACACACUCAAACGGCGAGGCUUUUAUUUGUACCUUUUGUUUUCGUUUCCUUCUUGCAUCUAAGUAGAAAAGCUUCCUAGAAAACUCCCCUAUAGAACUCUACAAUUGUAAGCCGUUAGGUUACUUAGAAGACCACUAAUCAAUAAAUGAACAGUACCAAUCGAAUCGGAUUAGUUUCAGUUGUUCUUUCAGACAGAAGCGGCUGCGAAACCGAUGCGAAGAUAUAAUAACACACAGACACUUACUUACUCACACAAACAUGUAAACAGAAGAUGAAAAAAAAUACAGAACAAGCAGAAAUUAAGGAAAUAAUAGCUCAGGGCAACUCAAAUUCUUCCAUAAUAUAUCAAUAGAGAAACAAGACAAAACACACACACACAAAACCAACACAUGUAAGAAAAAAAAAAACAAACCGAACAAUUAAAUCUGGAACAACGCACUGGAAACUGACCAAAACCCGGUUGGUGAGAGAAGUGCGAAUCCAACACAACUGUACAUUAUCCAAACAGCCAGCAAACCGAAUAAUGGAGACAAGAAGAAAAAAAAACCAACCCGAUAGAGCAAUUGACAGAAUAAAUAUAUAUUUUUUAAAAACAAUCCACAGCCGACUGGUUUGCAGUCCUUAGCAUGCACACAGUAGACGGUAAAAAUUAAAAAGAAGAAAACUACAAACCAUCCUCCCCUGAUUAAAAAAAGCAAACAAAGCAAUCCAACUGUGAAAUGGUUUUGUUAUUUGUUUAAAACACCAUCCCCCACCCAUUCCUCUUUCCUUUCCAACCCCCGUUAAUCUCGCACAUAUACAGACUCAAACCAUAGCCUUAUGAUGGUGUAAACUAAAACUCAUCGUUAAAUCGAAUCGCAACUGGAAGAAUUUACUACAACAACAACAACAGCAUCUUAGAAGCAGAAAAAAACCAAAACAUAACCUCCAACCUUUAGUUUCCGAGGCGCGUAAACGCGCAAUGAAUGCAAUGUUGUUCUAGGUAAAUAAACAAACAAACAAACAGAGGAAUAUUAAACAGGUUAAUUGAUUAUUUGCAAUAGUUAUUAUACCGAUAUACUGUGAGCGCAACAGGAGUAAAACAAACGUAAACAAUAGAACUGGUGAUUUUUUUCUACAUAUACAACAAUACAAACUUUUAUUACCUAGCGAAGCAAGCAAGCAAGUAAACGAAACAAAACAAUAGUGCGGGAUAUAAAAAACUUGAAACUCAAUCCUUAGUUUCCAAACUUUUACAGAUCGAUCAACAAUCGCUAACUAAAUGCAACAGUGCAACGUGAGAGAGAGCAGGAGAGAACAAAAAAAAACCAGCCACGCAAAACAAUAGAUUUCAACCAAAACCGGGAUAGGUUCACUUUUUUACAAUAGCAAACAACGGGGUAAAUCAAGUAAAAUUAUUCUCACAACAAUAGUGCACUCAUAUGUAUCAGUAAACUCACACAGACACACACACAGAUAAAAGGGACACUUACACAUACUGACAGAAAACAAACCGUACCGAACGCGUGUGGCAUGAGCGUAGGUAGAAUAGACGUUUUUUAUCCCGUUAUCGAAGGUGUGAUAUUUUUGAAAUACAAUAAGUUGUGGUGGAGCGGAAAAAGCAGCUUCGAUUGUGGUUUUAAAACAAGUUAAAAGGAGAAAUUACUCACCCUAUCCUGGAUGGUUUAAUAUUUAACACAAAGACAUCACUUUUUUCACUUUACCAACGAUUUACUGAAAUGUAAACAACUGAGUAACCAGUGACACUUCGGUGUUCGUUCGCAGAGCGCGCAAACGCUAGCUACUUGGAUGACAGCACACAGCAAUACUCCAGCUGUGUUUUGGGAGUGCGUUCAGAUUGAUUUCGCAUUAUCAUUGUGAGAAAAGGUUUUUAAUUUUCCUUCUAUGUUCUAUGUUUACCGUGAAAAGUUAACACAGAAUAAAAGGAAGAAAUGGACAUAAGAGUUUUCAAUCCUUCACUAAUCAUUUCGCCACUGUUCUGUGGAAGCCCCAAAUUUCGAAGGAAUUCCGCUCAUUUUUUAUGUCAAGCGAAUAUGGGUCGUUAUCAUUUCUUCCGUGAGAUCUGUUUCUAUUUGUGGUUCUUGGUUUCAAAAGCAUAAUUUUGUACUCAAUUUGGAUAAUUUUCAUUUUUUGGGGUAUAAGAUGCGUUUUUACGCCAUUCUGAGACCAUUUUGGUUUAAUUUUUCUUUUUAGUGUAUUUGGUCUUUAGAAGCAUUAUUUUUCCAUCCUUGAGUUGAAUGUGGGAUUAUUUGGGAUCUGAGGCAUUUUCUAACUUUCAGAUUUUUUUUUUGCUUUCAUUUUUUCAACUCUGAGCUUAAUUUAGAGUCUAUUUUAUGAGCAUUUCCUCGUCGUAAGAAGCGUUCUUCGCUUUUCUGAGCUCAGUUCAGUAUUAUUUUUUGGCCGUUGCAGGCAUUUAGAAAUAAUUUUCGUCAUCCAUUCUGAGCUCCGUUUGAGAUCGUUUUCUUUUUUAGCAUUAAAAACCUGCUAUCGCUGUUUUGAUUUCAAAAACGGAUUGUUUUUUACGGUAUGUUCUGACGUUGAGCAACGUUUUUUCUCCUUUAUGUGAUCAUUUGAGUAUCAAUUCUUAAAUAAGGAUCAUCACCUUCAACAUUCUGUUCUGGUUCGUUCACGUUGUUUUUUGUAGAUGAAAAUAGUACUUCAGCCUCAAUAUUACUCGCACUUUCAAUUAAAACUCAUGGUGCCUCUACCAAAUAUUUUCCAGUUAAUUGUCGAUAUUCCAAAAUUAUAUUUUCAUUUUUUCUACGGUUGUAGUGUUGAUGAACUUGUUGGAUAGAACGAGGAUUGCCUUUCAGAAAAUAGUUUCUUUUUUAUAUUGCUCUUCUUGCAAAAAAUUUCCGUGAUUCUAAGAACGAUUCCAAUUUGAUAAUUCAGUUGAAAGUUUAAGUUUUUUUUGGAACCUGUUAAUGUCACCAUACGAUUGACUUCAAAGUUCAUGAUAAAUUGAAGUUAGAUUGACUUGGCAAUAAGGCACAAAAAUUUACGUUCCGGGGCACUUUUUCUUCUUAUUCUUCUACUGAACAAAACAUUCUAUUUGUAUGUCCGUUCAACACUUAAACAGUAGGAAAAAGUUUUGGAGAAUACAAGGCCCAUAACCUUUUAUUUUCGCUCAUUCUUUGGGCCCAUAACCUGUGAUGUCACUGAUGAGCAAUUUGAUCGCAAUCGCAAUCAAGUUUCAUGAUUGUCUAAUGCAUCACUCAAUUAACCAAUUGAAAUGAAUCACUACAAUGGGCAGCCACAACCAGGUCAGAUAUUAUGCAGUAGUAGAUGGAGGAAAAAGUUCGAAUGUACGGGGGUCAGGGCCGGAUUUAGACGGCGGGGGCCCGGGGCAAAUUUGUUUGUGAGGCCCUCUUUCCUUAAAACAUCUAACGAUACCUGUUCUGGAAGGUGACGAGCAAAAAAAAAGUCGCCUCAGGACUAGGGGGGCCCCUUGAAUCGGGAGGCCCGGGGCAUCUGCCCCCUUUGCCCCCCCCCCUCAAAUCCGGGCCUGACGGGGGUAUAGCACUCCACCAGGUUCGUGGAUAAACAUCGAAAUAGGCGACAUUUUGUUCGUCACUUCAGUGUUAAAAAUAUUUAAUUGUGGUAAAAAAUUAGCAACAAAAAUUGCUGUCUUCUGUGAAACUUGGAGAACUACUUCUUCACAUGACCAUUCUCAUUUCUUCUUUGUUCUUGUUUUGUUCACAGUAACAAUGACAGGACUUAAUGGAAGGAUUAACAAUUUUUUUCGAAAUGAAUGAAAGGCAGUCAGAAAACCCAUCUAGAGGAACGAAUUGCUCAACGCGAAAACAGUAGAAACGAGUUACAGAGAAUACAGGGCCCAUAACCUUCGAUGGCACUGAUUUUGAACUGCGAAACUAAUGGUAGAGAUUAUGUAAAAAAGUUAACAUGACAAUUCAGUUGAAAACAAUUUAGCAAAUUUAUUUGAUAUUUUAUUACACAAAAAGAGGGAGCAGAAUUGGAAUCUGAUGAUAAAUUUUUUUGUAACAUUAAAAAUUUCCGAAAAACAGCUAAAGUUUACGAGGUUUUCCGGAAGAAAAAGCCUUGUAGUUCCUGAUUUUUCGUAGCGCUGGAUAAGCUAUUUUGAACGUGGUGCAGCAUUUCUAUGAUCAUCUUCAAACGACCGAAGUUUACUAUAGAAAAGUUUAUACAGCGAGUUUCUCUACUUUCUGUACAGUCAUUUAUCACUCAGCUUGAAAUAACUUGGAAAAUUUUUAAUAUUGGAUGUAGUGUUUACCAAUGUACAAAACACAAAACUUUGCGUGUAGCAUCCGUUAGUGUGAACCGAAAACAGAACCAUACUUCUCGGCUAAUUGAAUUGCAGUUUUCUACUAAUAUGGCAGGAGUGACAAUAUUUUUCAAUGUUGGAUUGUUCCUUCAAAACUAAUGAUUUUGUUCACAAAAUACCCAAUCUCCGAACUAAUAUAUGUACUUUGAGAUAUUCAGAUUUUUUCUUUCAACAAUUCGUACGAAGAACCAUCAAGAAAAUAUAGACUCUCUCUCAUAAACAUUUGAAGGUUUUUUAGAGUAACCUGUAAAAAUUAAACUGCAUAUUUCCGUGACCAAAGAACAAAAUAAAACACAAUAAAAGCAACAAAACUUUAUGCGGCUUAAACACAGGGUUUAAUAACCUUUUUUUAAUUUUCGCUUAUUUUUCGGGCCCACAACCUUUGUUGAAAGCAGAUCAAAUUUUCACGCAUAUGUCGUUUGACCUCGCAGUCUUUUUUAUCUAUUGACGCGUUUGACUGAAUCAUGUUUGCUCUCUCUCCAUAAAACAGUUUUGUAUUAUCAUCUGGUUUGAUUUCCAUUUGUCCAUAAACGUUUUCGUUACUUGACCGUCUUGAACGAGACAGACACUGUCGAACGCCGCUCUUAGCGCUAUACGGUUGCAUACGACUACGUGAUAUCACCGGGCUUGACUAUUCGGUUGAAUAUAAUAAUGAACUCUGAUGGAAGCUUUUGGAUGGAAGGUUAGAAAGCUUUUAAUUUUUUUUUUAAAACCAAACAUUCAUGUGAGUUUUUAAAACCCCAAAAAAUAAGUAGAAGUGGGAUAAUUUAUAUCCAAAUAUCAAGUCAAUAACAUUCUAGAAAUCCGAUUUUUUUUUUCAAAUGGCAAAUUUAAGUGAACGAUUUUUUUCCAGAAAAGAAAUCAAUUCGAAUGACAUUACUAGUUUUUAUUUCCGAAGAAACGUUCAAAAAAUUACAGAUCCCAAAAGGCUGCUGGAGUUUGUACCGAAGAAAUAAAAACAUUUUUUGAAAAAUACGCUACAAAUUGAAAAUUAGAAUUGGAUAACACAAAUUUAAAAUUGUUGUCCAAAACAAACAAAUUUACGAACAAGUUUCUUUCCUUCGUCAUCCCAAAUAAUUUAGAGUUGUAGAUUUUUUUCUAGAAAUAAAUCAUCCCAGGAUAUUUUUGGACGCAAGAAAUUGUAUUUCCGAGUUUUGGCUACAAUUGAGGACACAACAAUAUGAUUCCUGAGACAUAAAGUGUCAUUAUUUGACCUUGUUUUCAAGUUUCAUUUGUUCUUAUUUCCCCUUAAAAUAGCCACUUUGCUUGAGACAACAUCCCGAUUGGCUAAAAAAUGGAAUCAACAUAGAUUUACAUCGAUUCACGAGCCAUCGUUCAUGUUUCAAUUUCAAAUUACUAUCCACAAAUAGAAAGAAUAAAUCCAAUGCCUUCAGACUACCAACUUGUAUAAAUACAACAAAUAUGACUAACAAUACGGUCACCCGCUCCGGGUCAGACACUGUUGUACGCCGCCUUUUAAAUCAGAGAUGGCUCAUUAUCGGAAACUGUAAUCUAGAUCUAGAUAGAGUUGGACAGUAGUUUUGUUGAAAGAUAUUAGAAAACGAGAAUUUCGUAAUUUCAUCGCACGACUAAAAGAGGUCUCAGCCAUGCAGCAAAAUUACUUGUUGUAUCGUGUUGCAGCUUGGAAGGAAGAAAAUAAAAUUCUGUUCGAGUCGGAAAGAAGCAAUUAGCGAACUUUCUGCACUCUUAGCCCUCUCAAUAGUUUAAUACGCUAUUGCGUGUUGCAUAUAGCAGGUGUGCGGCUGGGGGACAACAUAAUAUUGUUAGAGCUGAUGUUGACUGAUGGUAGACGGGAGAACGGAGUUCGAAAUGCGGUUGUGAAGUCGAACUAACCGUCUUUUGUAGGGCGUUCCAACAUUUUGAAUAAAGUGUUUUGAAUUUUCUGAAACAAAAACAACAUUUUCAACAGAAAACACCCAAGUUUUUGAUUGCAAUCGGAUUAGUUUGGUAUUAAAGCCCUGUAUUUACCUCGUUUAAGCACAGUAUUAUAGAGUUGUGGUAAAUUACUGCGUAUCUUUUGAUCACGGUUGCAACUUGACAGAAAGCUUUCGCUAACGUUUUGCAAAUACCAGGUGUACUCCUAAGUUAUUUCCGGUUUUUUCGAUGGAUGGUGUUCUGUUUUGUACCACUGUUGGUAACACAUACCAUAUGUCAUUUUGUUCAGUCAUAUCGAGUGCUUGAACUGCGUUGACAUUAUCUCGAAAAAAUCUUCCAGCAAGUUUUUAUCGCGCGUCAAAAAUGUCGAAUUUUGUACCGAAUUUUGAGCAUAUGCGCCAUGCAUUGCUUUUCAUGUUCAACCAAAGGGAAAAAAAGUGUCCGAAAGCCACUGUGCGCUUGUGGAACUUUAUGGUGAUCGUGCAUUAACACUUCGAACAUGUGGAACGUGGUUUCGACAGUUCAAAAAUGGAGAUAUCGACCUGAACGAGGCCGCACGCUCCGGUAAGCGAAAAUCGUUCGAGCAUUAUUAGAUGAAGACAUCAUGCAAAUGCAACGACAGCUUGCAAAUGCGUUGGAAGUUCAACAGCAAGCAAUUUUCAAACGUCUGCGAGCCAGAAUAUCAAAAACGACAGAAGAAGGUGAUUUUGCUCCACGACAAUGCGCUGUCGCAUAAGUCGAAAGUCGUUUGUGACAUGCUGGAACAGCUCAAGUGGGAAGUGCUUGAUCAUGCGGCUUACUCACCAGACCUGGCGCCAGCCGACUACUACCUCUUUGCCUCGUUGGGUCAUGCCCUUUCUGAGCAGCGCUUCGACUCGUACGAAAAUGUACGAAGAUGGCUCACGGAGUGGUUCACCUUCAAAGGCAAUGAUUUUUACUAGCGUGGUAUCCACAAUUUACCAGAAAGGUGGGAAAAAUGUUUAGAAAGCGAUGGAAAAUAUUUUGAAUAAAAUAAAGGUUACGUUUUUUUUUUAAAUUAUGUGUUUUAUUUGCAAAAAAACCGGAAAUUACUUAGGAGUACACAUGGUAUGUGUAAUAUGUCCCUUGAAUAAGGCCGAUGAAUACAAUUCAAAAUUGCAUUGACAUAAUAUCAUCUUUUGUUUCGCCAAGGUUUUGUUAAAAGGUAUUUUACCCAUAAUAUUUCACUUUGCAAUGUUCAUAUGUUAUAAGUGUAGUGUUGUAAGUGGCUCCGCCUUUUUUUCAGUUAUGUCAUUUUCCCAGUUUCGCAAAAUUUUAUUCAGCAUAUGAUUCGAAUGUACAGAAUAAAGGGCUAUCAACAUUCCACGUGGACAAUUUCUUAACGAUUUUGGCCGCCCACCCCUCUCUCUACGUUGACAACUGUGAAUUCGAAAAAUUUUGUAUGGACCGUGGACAUUACACCGACCCCUCUCCUCCCCCCCUCCUCAAAGCUGUCCACGUGGAAUGUGGAUGGCCCCGAAUCUCAUUACACGUUACAACAGUGGUGGUACCGAACAGAUGGAGCUUUCAACCAUGCAACAAAAUAAAUAAACGUAUCGUUUUGCGGGCUUAGGAGACAACCAAAUUCUUUUCGUGUCGGAUGAAAGUAGAUAGCCAAGAUGCAGAACUCUCAGCCCCGCUGUUGCGUUACAGCUGGGGGGUAGCAAAAUUCUGUUCUGAGUUCGAAAUGCUACUGAGAAGUCGAGAAGUCUUUCUUGAAUCGUUUCAAUGUUUUGUAUAUUCUGAAGUAUAAUGAAUUUCCCAACACGAAGUCAGUUUUUUAUAGUGGGUGACCGUCGCCUUCAUCAGCAACCAUCAUCAUUUACCUCCACAAGAACAACAAAAACAGACUUACGUAGUCCUACAUCGACAAUGAGGUAGUUAAGGGACCCCACAUUCUACUUUUUUAAAUUUCAAUGUUGUAGCAUUGAAAAAAAUUCAUAAAGAUUCAAGAGCAAACUUUUUACUAAAGUUGAAGAGACAAAAUUUAAAAUGAAAUGUUUUUGAUUUUAACUCCGGUUACGUAAGAACUGACGCUCUGCAAUGAAGUCUCUCUAGAAAACAUAAUUGAAAGAAUGAAAAUUUUGACACUUUUUUUUCUCAAUUAUUUACCAGAAAUAAUUGGUUGUUUUGGUAUUCACAUCUAACUUUUCUACUUCUCAACACCUUAUUGAAUAUACAUUAUUCGGACAUUGACUGAAGACUGCAUCGUCUUAUUCGAAUGUCCGUUUUCGAGCCAGACACUGUCAUACGUCGCCAUUACCACUUUCAAUACUUGCAUACGAUCAAGCUUUUCUGCUCCGUUGCUGAAAUGUGUGUAAUAAAAAUCCUCAUUCUGACAUCAAAAUCAGAUCAAAGAUGUGUGAAGAAUUGCAACAAACUUUUAGUUUUCUAGAAAUGGUGGUACAGUUUCUGAUAUUCCGGCAUGUUAGUCUCCAAAGAAAGAGUGGGAAAUUUUUGAUUGCCGAAUCACUUAUUUCCGAAAACCGAUAAAAACACCCUAAAGAUACCGUUAAACCUGGCUUUCAAUUGGGGAUUUUUGAUACUUUUCGUUCUAAUUUUAUUUAUUUAUCCGGACAUAAACUGGGGAUUGCGUGCUCUAAUUCCUUUUUUUUUCGAGUCAAAUAGUGUUGUACGCCGCUUGUAGCAUCUCAACCUUAUAUGAGGCCAAGAUCAGGCCAAGACCAAAGCCCGAAUUAAAAUGGGAGCAACGGAGGCCAAUAACCCCGGCCCCCUAGUGCUAGGCCAGACAUGCAACACCCCCAUUUGUUAUACCUUCAUCGGAUUAAAAGACAAAGUGAAGACCUUUUUUUUGCUCUUCAUUUACAAGUAUCUCAGCUCUAACAGUUCUUAGGAAUCAGGGCGCAACGAAAAACGUUGGAAAAUUGCUCAUUUUUAACGCGUGAAGAACUGUAGCAAAUUUGAUGUUUCCUCAGUAGCUUCAACACGCCCAAAGAUUUUGCCGACAUAACAGAAUGACUUCAGUUUCACAAAAACACAAGCCACAAUUUAUACUUAGCUUUGAGAAUUUACUCAAAAAAUAUGAACAAAAAUUGCGACACUGACUGUGUAAACCUUCAGACAUCAGCUGAUGAAAACAAUACCUUCAAUAUUUACAAAUUGACAAUAAGUAAAAAGCUUUUUCAUUUACCACUUCGUUAGUCCUAAUCGGAAAAUCUGCAGGUCCAUUACAGUCAGCCGUUCAGCUUUAGCGCUCCUAAAAACACCUGAAAAGCAAUGAAAAUUGGUACAAUUACACUUACUGAGAAUUAAAAAUGAAAUUAGGAAGCUUUAAGUGAGAAAUUAAUCACCAAACAAUGAGCCAGUUUCGCUUGAACUACUGCCUACUGCGAUCAAUAUCCGUUAAAUCUGUUCUAUAGCAACCGCAUACGGACUGCUUUCUUCGCUUCACCGUCAGACUCUGAUUGUCAAAAGCGGAGAGAGAAAAAAGAAUCACACUCUCACAUGUCCCCCCUGAGAAAAAUCGUCACUCCACGCUGCCUACCCUUAGAACCGUGAAUCUCCCCAUCUUUUGAAACCCGACCGGACGGAUCAACUGAAUAUACAUUAUCUAAUUUGAGUGCCAAGCUACUAAAUACAGAACAGAAUAGGAGCAGAAGAAAAACUUUGUAGCACAGCUGAAAAGCUGAGAGAGCAAACCGCUCGCAGUAAGCAAACGCACGGUCUGGAGAACAACCAAAUUUUUACUUCGGAGAAUGAAUAGUCGAGAAAAAAUUUCAACCAACUGUCUGUCAUUUUGGAGGAAAAUAGAAACAAAAAAUCGAAAGGGAAAACGAGAGAAGGGUCAUCAAAGUGGAUGAAUAAGAAUGCAAGAUAGAAGAUACACACAUACAACAACAACAACAACAACAACAACAAAUUAAAGAAAAGCAUAAUUAUAUUAUUAUUAAAGGUAAUAUUAAUAAAUAAACAGAUAAUGAUAAACAGAUAAGAGAAGAAAAAUAACACAUACACACACACACUGUAGUGCCUGUUCCCAAAAAAUCAAAGAUAUAAAGUUAAAAAAAAACACAGAUGAAGUUUAUCGCUCUCGCGUGUGCGGCGAUUCGCUCGUGACGGAAGGCGUGACGAGAUUGUGAGAAAGAAAGAGAGAGAGCAUAAAGACAGACGAAGAAAAACGGAAGAAAAGAGCAGAGCGGAGGAAGCAAAUAUCAAGUGCUUUCGUUUGAAAAAUAUUACCAUAGUUUUUUUCCUCCUCGUUAAGUUUCGGCUCUAGCGUUUAGGUUGACCAUAAUAACAAGCAAGAUUUUUUUUUUUCGUUUCCUAAGACACUCGAUAGCAACCCUGACGAAAAGGGGUUGAGCAAAUACAACUAAGAAAUACUUUUAGCUUAUUGUCUUACCGGUUAAGAAAAAUGAUAAGAGUUAUGAGUAAGAAGAUCGUCACCUGUGUUCUCUUCAAAUAGAGCCUCUAAUUUUCGUUUUCCUAUAUUCGAAAAAAUCGAAAGCAUUCUUCGUCUGGUGCAGACCAAGAAAAAUGGAAGCUAAAGCGAGUGAAACAAAAAAAAAACACAUACACAAUUGUAGAAAACAUCGCUUUUUGUUACAUUAAGCAUAUUUAAUCCGAUCUAAAACGCAAACACGGAACAAGUGAAAUCGAUUUUACUUAGCAUCAUAUAGCAUAUAGCAAGUACGAAGAUCAUCGUUUUGAUGGCAGAAAAACAGUGUAGAUAAAGUGCAAAAUAAUAAAAAAUAUAAACAAUAUAUUUUUCAACCGAUGAAAAUAAAAACCACAAAGCGAAGAGCGACAAACAAGUUGUUUAAGUUGUUUACCACUUUCUAAUUUUUACGCAGGAAGCGAGAGCAGCAGCAGAGUACUACAAAAGAAGAAAGGCAAAACAAUUGAAAUUGAUGUUAUGUUAAAGUUUCUCUUAAAGUAAGACAGGUUAAGCAAACAAUAACAAUACAAAAACUGGAUUAUUUACAGCAGUUCUAAUCAUUGAUUUAUUUACACAUACAGAAGCAUAACAGAUAGGCACGCUGAGAGCGAAAAUAGUUACUUGUUAGCUCCUCUCCCCCCACUGAGCGCGAGAACCCCUUUCCCGCAAAACAGGAAAUAAAACUCCUCCGCAAAGAAGAAAAACAAGAACAAUUUAAAUAACGCAGAUAAACCGAGAAUUGAAGCUAAACACAUACUCACAACUAUUCACGUGAAACAGGCUGGACUGGAGACGUAACGUCAGUUUCAAUUAGUUUUUAUAGAGAACGAAAAACUAUACAAAAGAAUCGUACAGAGACUCCUCAAAACAAAUGAAAAAUAAAAUAACUAUAUCACACUCUCUUUUUGGGUUUCAAGCAUGUCCAUUUGAGUUUCAGUAUGUUAUAAGUAGGAAUUCUCGAAUUGAAGAAGCAAAAAAAAAACACUCUAGAAAUGACCAACAUUGACUUCCACUGCUUUGAUGCAAUAUAAAAUUAUUAAGAAAAAAAAAUUAACUUAAAAAUACAACAAACUUUUAGCUGCCUUUAGACCCGAAAAAUUGAAUGAUUACAUUCACACUCACUUUCACCGAACACACACCCCCUCACAAAACACACGAGUUGAUGAUUUCUUCUUUAAGUUAGAAACGAAAAAAAACGUAUAUUAAAAGCACAUUGAGAAAAAAACUAAAUGGACAUGUAAUCAGCAAAACAACAUUAAGAAAAGCUAGGAAAAAGCGACAAACGGACAACAACAAAAAAAAAACAGAGAUCGACUUAACCACACACUUGGUAGCAGCAAGUUAUGAGAAUGCAGAAUUUGAUACAAUUUUAAAUGAAAGCCGAAAUAAAAGAAGAAAAAAAAACACAUGGAGAGCAAACAAAUUUAAAAUGCAUAUCAUAGUUGUAAAAAAAAUCCAAUUUUGACGAAGUAAGAAAAAAACCAUAAAGAAAACGCUGUAAAAAUAUUAUAAUUAUUAGAGACGAUGAUAAACAGAUGAAGAAAAAAAUGAAAACCCACAAUAAAAAAGAAAAAAAUAAA
Wyeomyia smithii (pitcher-plant mosquito) is the source of this 30188-nucleotide messenger RNA. It is a transcript of the gene mamo, whose product is annotated as protein tramtrack, beta isoform. Gene Ontology annotation, biological process: regulation of transcription by RNA polymerase II. The transcript is spliced from 9 exons. Bases 1500 to 4136 code for a protein of 878 amino acids. Gene Ontology annotation, molecular function: protein binding. Lineage: Eukaryota; Metazoa; Arthropoda; Insecta; Diptera; Culicidae. The record is from RefSeq and is a predicted model, not a curated record. Gene Ontology annotation, cellular component: nucleus.